Dimorphilus gyrociliatus is the source of this 1153-nucleotide messenger RNA. NCBI's taxonomy places the organism in Eukaryota, Metazoa, Annelida, Polychaeta, Dinophilidae. The record is from the annotation of a GenBank genome assembly.
AAUGGCUCUUGCGUUACCUUUGGAAACUGAUGUAGAUGACGAUACAUCUCUCGAUAUAACAGCAAACCUAGAGAGUUUACAAUUUGAAAGUGGAUUGUCAGAAAUUGAAAAAAGAUAUUUGAACAUUAGAACUCGAUCUCAUGCUCUAACAGUAUAUGCAUGCGCUCAGGCAACUUAUUUCGUCUCAAUUCUCAACGAGGCUAGGCAUAUUGUAUCGUUUAUGAAACAAGAGAAGAGACGAGCUAGCCUAAAAAUUCUGAACGAUUCAAAGUUUUUAAAUGCGUUAAAAAUUGGAAUAAUAGGUUGUGGUCGAAUAGGAAGUCAACUAGCCAGUUGUUUAUUAAGUUUUGGUGAAGUAAGUCCUGCAGAACUAAAAAUAGCAACAAGACGACCAGAAACAUUAAGUGAUUUAGAAAAGAGAGGUGUCUAUUGCACAGAUCAAUGCGAAGAAGUAGCCAGCUCAUCUCACCUAAUCUUUUUGUGCAUUCUUCCUAAUCAAUUGCCCCUGGUCGCUGAAUCAAUAAGAAAUAAAAUAUCUCCUCAUUGUUAUAUUUAUAGUUUAGUUUCUGCAACGCCUGCAAAAAAAGUCCAAACAAUCCUAAAUCACGACCUUAUUAUACAUCCAAUUUACGAAUUUCACAAUCACACUGAAGAUAUUAGCGAUUGGAAUGUAGCUAAAGAUGUUCUAGGAUCAUUUAGUAAUAUGAGAAUGCUAACUCAAACUUGUCCAACGCCGGCUGGAGAAGUUGGAGUGAUAAAAAGUUCGGAGAAGAUAAUGGAAGUUUUCAUCUAUUCGCUUAUAAAUAUGUGCACGCAAUUAGGAGUAAAUAGGAAUCAGACUGUUGAUAUAUUAAACGCUGUUGUUUUGGGAAAUGAUGGUAAAACUCAAGUUAAUGAAUUGAUUACGGAAAACAAUAUUAUCAGAGCCGCGGCGAUUAAUAUGGACGAAACAAAUUUUCCGAUAUUUAAUCUACUAGAUGUAGCAACGAGACCAGCUGUUCCAGUUACAAAAUUUCUAAGAAAAUCUCAUGUUCAAUCCUCAAUUAAAAACAGAUAUUGUCUAAUAUUUGAUCAGUAUUUAGACUGGAAGAAACAGCUCAUUAAACAAAACUCGAAUGAUCCAGCUAAAAAGUUUGCUUUAACUUUUGCCUAA